This is a messenger RNA of Sipha flava (yellow sugarcane aphid), 1112 nucleotides long. RefSeq lists its product as uncharacterized. The record is from RefSeq and is a predicted model, not a curated record. Lineage: Eukaryota; Metazoa; Arthropoda; Insecta; Hemiptera; Aphididae. Bases 84 to 1112 code for a protein of 342 amino acids. The transcript is spliced from 6 exons.
CAGAAGGAUCUGGAAAUUUCUGCUCUGGAGAAUCUGUACAGACCAGCAUUUGUCAUGUGGAACCAUGCAAAGGACCGCCGAUUAUGGUGGCUACAUUUGACAAACUGUCUCACAUCAAAUAUGCAGCCACAGCAGUAAAUAUGAGCAUGUUGAACAUUUUUUUACGGUUUUAUCCUUUUGAUAUGUCUGGAACCAUUUUGCGACGAUUCUUCGACGAUUGCAAUGAUUGUGGUAGCGUUUGCUUGAGCUUGAUCGAUUGUCAUUUGUUUUUAGAAGUCAAUAUUCAUGGAUGUAAUGUUACGUUACUCAGUCCGUCGACCAUAAAAAUUGGUUGGAAUGAUGUCGUUUUCUCGAUCAGCAAUCAUAAAGUAACAUUACAAUUAAAUAAUAAAAACAUUUCAAAACGCAUAAAAUGUACCGAUUUAGUUUCAAUUAUGAACCUUGAUCAAGUGAUGAAUAUCGGAGAAGAAUUUGAAGGAUACAUUGAAAAGCUAUAUGUUAACUUUUUACCUUAUGCAUUAACAAUUAACAAUAAAUUUUCAGAUAUGUACUCACCAUAUGCAACUUUCAAUACAAUAUUUGAAUUGUCAGAAGAACAAUCAUACUCAGAUUUAUCCAAGACAAUCAAAAUUCCUUGUCCACAGCAGAGUCAUUUUAUUAAGGUCUGUGAUAAAAAAAUAUUGGAAUUGUAUUUGAGAUUUGAACUUUUAGCCAAUGGAAAUUUAAUGUCAAUUAAAGGGAUGACAACAGAUUAUAUGCUGGUAGAAAUUAAUAAUGAUAUAAUAAAAUUAAUUGUUAAAUUAGAUGAUUACUAUGAUGAGGUACUAAUACAAUUUGAGGAAAUUGAUUCAUCUUGGAUUCACGUGGAAAUUGAGCAACAGGAAAAUACUUGGAUUAUAGAUGUAAAUGGCGAAAAACGUACAUUGAUAAUGCCUGCAGACAUAUCAAAUAAUGACCUGUGUAUGUCGUAUAAUGAAGUAACAAUGACUAGUGAAGAAGACAUUUUAGAAUUAAACUGUAUUAUCAAUAAUGAACUUCAAUAUGAGGACUUAGACAUUGCAUGGCUAAAAUAUGAUCAACCAAUGCUACAUAAAAUUAACUGUAAAAUGUAA